CUUAUCAUAAUGGUGGUGAAUUCGUGAUUGAGUACAUUGCGUUGACUGACUUCAUCUAUUUUUAUUUGUAUUUUGUAAUUUAGUUACUGUUAAAAUCAUAAACUUAGUGUUGUGGCUGCGGCCAUAUCAUGCUUUCAUGUCGGGGCUAGCUAAAACGGCAGUUUUGGCCGAGGAGGGCGGAAAUAAUCAGUGUAAAAAGCGUUCCCAUUCAAACAGCGAACAGUGCAAUAAAAGAGCAAAAACCGACGAAAUGAGUGCCAAUGAGAAGAAAUCAAACUUUUCCUUAGUAACGCCGAACUCUAAUGGAACCGUUAAGCUGACUUCCACAGCGAUGAACAAGCCGGGGGCGACGACAAAGAAACUGGUUAUAAAGAAUUUCAAAAGUAAGCCGAAUUUACCGGAGAAUUACCAAGAGACGACAUGGAGCAAGCUUCGGGAGGCGGUGAUCGCCAUCCAGACUUCGAAGGCAAUCGCGUACUCCCUGGAGGAACUAUACCAGGCAGUUGAGAACAUGUGCAGUCAUAAGAUGGCGUCUCAACUGUACGUGAACUUGACAAACCUGGUGGAAGGUCAUGUGAAGGCCAACAUCGAGCAGUUCCUCAGCGAGAGCAUGGACCGGCAGGUGUUCCUGAAGCGUAUGGACGAGUGCUGGCGCGCGCACUGCCGCCAGAUGAUCAUGAUCCGCUCCAUCUUCCUCUACCUGGACCGCACCUACGUGCUGCAGAACCCCAGCAUACACUCUAUUUGGGACAUGGGUUUGGACCUGUUCAGGCACCACAUAGCUCUAAAUACGCUGGUGCAGACGCGCACGGUGGACGGGCUGCUCAUGCUGAUAGAGCGCGAGCGGGCCGGCGACGCUGUCGACAUCUCGCUGCUCAAGAGCCUGCUGAGGAUGCUCUCCGACCUGCAGAUAUACCAGGAUGCCUUUGAACACAAAUUCCUCCAAGCGACCGAGCGGCUGUACGCGGCGGAGGGGCAGCGGCUGAUGCGGGAGCUGGACGUGCCGGCGUACCUGGCGCACGUCGAGAAGCGGCUUCGGGAGGAGAACGACCGUCUGCUGCACUACCUCGACCCUAGCACCAAAUGGCAACUAAUCCACACGGUGGAGCGGCAGCUCCUCAGCGAGCACCUGACGGGCAUCCUGAGCAAGGGCCUGGAGUCGCUGAUGGACGGCCCGCGGAUCGCGGACCUCACCACGCUGUACGCGCUCUUCAGCCGCGUCAAGGACGGACUCAACGAACUCUGUAACCACUUCAAUGCUUAUAUCAAGAAAAAGGGUCGCACGAUAGUAAUAGAGCCGGAGCGCGACAAGAGCAUGGUGUCGGAGCUGCUCGAGUUCAAGGAGCAGCUGGACCACAUCGUCACCGCGUGCUUCCAGAGGAACGACAAGUUCCUGUACAGCAUGCGCGAGGCCUUCGAGUACUUCAUCAACCAGCGGCAGAACAAGCCCGCCGAGCUUAUUGCAAAAUUCGUGGAUCUGAAACUGCGAGCGGGCAACAAGGAGGCGACAGAAGAAGAGUUAGAACGCCUACUAGACAAGAUAAUGGUCCUCUUCAGAUUCAUACACGGCAAGGAUGUGUUCGAGGCGUUCUAUAAGAAGGACUUGGCGAAGCGACUGCUGGUCGGCAAGUCGGCCUCCGUGGACGCGGAGAAGUCGAUGCUCAGCAAGCUGAAACAAGAGUGUGGGGGAGGGUUCACGUGCAAACUGGAAGGCAUGUUCAAAGACAUGGAGCUGUCCAAGGAUAUCAAUAUUACUUAUAAGCAGCACCUGGCAGCGUCGCAAGACUGCGGCGGGCUGGAGCUGUCGGUGUACAUCCUGACGAUGGGCUUCUGGCCGACGUACCCGCCCGUGGAGGUCCGCCUGCCGGCCCAGCUGACGCGGCACCAGGACCACUUCACCAAGUUCUACCUCGCCAAGCACUCGGGCCGCAAGCUGCAGUGGCAGGCCACGCUGGGGCACUGCGUGCUCAGGGCGCACUUUCCACAGGGUAACAAGGAGCUACAGGUAUCUCUGUUCCAAGCGUUGGUGCUGAUGUUGUUCAACGACGGAGACAACUUGACCUUCGAGGACAUCAAGACUGCAACCAACAUUGAGGACGGCGAGGCGCGGCGCACGCUGCAGUCGCUGGCGUGCGGCAAGGCGCGCGUCCUGAGCAAGAGCCCGCGCGGCCGCGAGGUGGACGACAGCGACACCUUCGCCUUCAACCACGACUUCACCAACAAGCUGUUCCGCAUCAAGAUCAACCAGAUACAGAUGAAGGAGACGAGUGAAGAACAGAAGGCGACGGAAGAGCGAGUGUUCCAAGACCGGCAGUACCAGAUCGACGCAGCCAUAGUGCGCGUCAUGAAGAUGAGGAAGGCGCUCUCGCACAACCUCCUCAUCUCGGAACUGUACAACCAGCUCAAGUUCCCCGUCAAGCCCGCCGACCUGAAGAAGCGCAUAGAAUCCCUGAUCGACAGAGACUACAUGGAGCGUGACAAGGACAACCCCAAUCAGUACAAUUACGUUGCGUAAUGCACACACAUACAACACACGAGGUUUAUACUUAACCUUGAAGCCCGUUUACUUGAAAGUGCUGUAUUUGGAAACCGUUGUCAUGCCUCAGACGCUACAAAAAUCUCGUUCUUAGCGUGAGCCGUCUUACCGCGUAAGUAGAAGUGAGACAGACAGCUAGCGUGCGCUCUCCCUUACUCCUUAGCGGUUUACGGGCUCCUCAUCCCCUUAGAGGGGGUGAGGUAAAUCUAGCUCGGCGCCCGAUACGAAUUGGUACGGGGCGGAGAGUUACCGUUCCAUACGUAUUAUUCUUUAUUCUAUGCUGUUGCGUCAUAUAUAAUGAACGUGGUCAAACGUCAUAAUUACAAUUCUAAAUAAGUCAAAACGAUAUUGAUUUCUGUUCAUCUAUUUGGGUGAAUAUCAAAAUGUGCCAAGUUUGGUGGCGAAUUUUCAUAUUAUUUUUUCGUGAAAAAUUGGAUUCCGACAUCCUUUCGGAUCCUUUCUGAAGUCGGAACCCAAUUUUGAUAUUCACCCAUUUAUAGAUUUGCAUUUAUUUUUUCUAUGACCCAGUCAUCUACCCUAUUCUUUGCUUUCUGUUUAUUUAACAACCUUCCCAUUUUCUGCUAUACAGUUAGGUAUUGGAUUUAAAUCCAAAGAUCUAGUAUGCCAGACAUGUUUCGUUGUAAUACGUUUUCCAAGUUCAAAACCGCAACGCAACGGUAUUGAAGUAUGUCACAUCGAGUAUAUGGGCUUCGAGACUAAGGGUGGUAUUAAUAAACGAAUUUCAGCUUCGAGACUGACCUCAAGAUCAUGUCCAUGUGACAGUUCUCAUAUAAAAACAGAGACUUAAAAUACCACCCUUAGGGUGGUAUUAAUAAACGAAUCUCAGCUUAGAGUGCCCUCAAGAUCAUACUAAAGUCUCUGUUUUUAUAUGAGAACUGUCACAUUGACAUGAUCUUUAGGGCAGUCUCGGAGAUGAGAUUAGUUUAUUAAUACCACCUUAAGAAAGCCCCUCACACAAACACACAUAAAUACAUACACACACUUAGCCACUGCGCACCACACAUGGCAGCCUGGUGUUCGUUGAACAUGUAUCGAAUUGUUUUUUUUAUUAUUUACAAAAUACUUGUAUGAUAUGGCAUUAUUAUUAUUUAAGAAAUAUUAAUAAAUGCAAAUUAGGAAAUGUUCAUGUUUUCCAACAAAACUGACUUUAAUGGGGGUUAAAAAGGCCACAUCGAAGCAAUUCAUCUAAUAAAGCAUUAUUGCAAUUUGACAUUUGCACAUAUAAGAGUAAGUGCGCAAUGCAAAUGUCAAAUUUAUAACAAUAUUGUUAUAACAAUAUUGCUUUCUUAGAUGAAUUGCUUCGAUGUGGCCAUUUUAACCCCCCAUGACUUUUCCAUUUCUAAAUUAAUUUAUAAAACAUACGUUCUAUGUUCAGUGAACACUACGCCUAAAGAAAAAUGUGUUGCUAAUGUUAAAAAUAAAUGUAUCUUUUGUUGAGUGAUUAAUUAAUUCAUUUGUUUUAUUGUUUCUUUGUAAUAAUUUCGGCUUUCGCAUUUUAUUGUGAUAAAUGGGAGAAUUUUGUCUUUAAUGAAAGAAAUUAAAAAGCACUUCAUAAUCCACAUGUAGCGACUGAAAUGGAAAAUGUUAUUUUGCUUAUUCAAUCGGUACUAUGAUCGCUGUAAAUAUGCUAAUCGGACAGAUAAAUAGUAAAUAAAUAUUAAAUCGAAUUGAA
Pectinophora gossypiella (pink bollworm) is the source of this 4229-nucleotide messenger RNA. It is a transcript of the gene Cul4, whose product is annotated as cullin-4A. Gene Ontology annotation, cellular component: Cul4-RING E3 ubiquitin ligase complex. Gene Ontology annotation, molecular function: ubiquitin protein ligase binding. The record is from RefSeq and is a predicted model, not a curated record. The transcript is spliced from 13 exons. The coding region runs from base 137 to 2515 and encodes 792 amino acids. Gene Ontology annotation, biological process: protein ubiquitination; ubiquitin-dependent protein catabolic process; DNA damage response. Lineage: Eukaryota; Metazoa; Arthropoda; Insecta; Lepidoptera; Gelechiidae.